Molecule: messenger RNA, 6871 nt
Organism: Carassius auratus (goldfish)
Lineage: Eukaryota; Metazoa; Chordata; Actinopteri; Cypriniformes; Cyprinidae
Product: aryl hydrocarbon receptor-like
Exons: 11
Coding region: 258-3323 (1021 amino acids)
Biological process (GO): response to xenobiotic stimulus; xenobiotic metabolic process; regulation of transcription by RNA polymerase II
Cellular component (GO): aryl hydrocarbon receptor complex; nucleus
Molecular function (GO): nuclear receptor activity; protein dimerization activity; transcription cis-regulatory region binding
Source: RefSeq, a predicted model, not a curated record
UUUGUUCAGAUCACGCCAUUGCCAUUCGCCGUAGAGGAUGAAAAGUUUCGGAAACUUUCUGCCCUCAUUUUAAGCUGCUGUCGGUCUAAAGAACCGACGGCGACAGGAACUAAAUCUGAACUGGAUAUAUUAGCCUCUUGUUUGUGUACAUGUGAGAGGAUUUAUCUGGAUAACCCACACUUUCAUCGACAUCUAAAGGAAACGAGAUUGUACAUGCUAGUCAUAUUUUGAACACUUCUCAGAGACACCAGACAGCCAUGUCGGGGGGUAUCGGUAUAUAUGCGGUCAAGAAACGGAAGAAGCCCGUUCAGAAAAUCCCCAAACCACCACCACCUGAUGGUGUGAAAUCCAACCCCUCCAAGCGGCACAGAGACCGGUUGAACGGCGAAUUGGAUAAGCUGACCAGCCUUCUACCCUUCUCGGAAGAUGUCCGUGCACGGCUGGACAAACUGUCAGUGCUUCGACUCAGCGUUGGAUACCUGAAGGUCAAGAGCUUCUUCAAUGCAAAAAUCAAAAAGACAGGAGGAAAUGGAUGGCUAAUUGACCGGUCAGGGACAUUUGGAGGAAACGGACAGUCAACGACCAGUCUGGAUGGAGUCAGUUUCUCAGAAGGGGAACUGCUGUUGCAGGCCCUCAGUGGCUUUGUGCUGGUGGUCACCGCUGAAGGUUAUGUGUUUUAUGCAUCUCCAACUAUACAGGACUACUUGGGCUUCCAUCAGUCGGAUGUGGUCCAUCAGAGUGUAUUCGAGCUCAUCCAUACAGACGAUAGAGCAAUGUUUCGAAGGCAACUACACUUCGCUCUCAAUCCAACUUCGUGCGAUGGCGGCGAAGGAUCUGAUGCCAUUCAAAACAGCACUGACAUCACCAGAGACUUGGUAAACUACAACCCUCAACACAUCCCUCCAGAAAACUCGGCCUUCUUGGAACGAAGUUUCUGUUGCCGAUUCCGGUGCCUCCUUGACAACUCAUCAGGCUUCCUGGCCCUGAACUUCCAGGGGAGGCUGAAAUAUCUCCAUGGACAAAACAAGUUGGCAGAAGAUGGGACCUUGGCCCACCCUCAACUGGCUCUUUUUGUCAUAGCCACACCCCUCCAGCCACCCUCUAUCCUAGAGAUCAGGAGCAAGACUCUUCUUUUCCAAACCAAACACAAGCUGGACUUUACACCCCUGGGCAUUGACACAAGAGGAAAGGUGGUUCUUGGCUACUCUGAGAUUGAGCUGUGUAUGAGAGGCUCUGGCUAUCAGUUCAUUCAUGCUGCUGACAUGAUGUACUGUGCUGACAACCAUAUAAGAAUGAUAAAGACUGGAGAGAGUGGUUUAACAGUCUUCAGACUUCUCUCGAAAGAAGGAAUAUGGAUCUGGGUCCAGGCUAAUGCUAGGCUUGUUUAUAAAGGAGGAAGACCAGACUUCAUUAUUGCUCGACAAAGAGCACUAACGAAUGAAGAGGGUGAGGAGCACCUCCGUCAAAGAAAGCUGCAGCUACCCUUUAACUGCGCCACUGGUGAGGGCGUCUUGUAUGAGACUGAACCCACACUGGACAUCGCUGACAUUCCAAAUCAGAGCAAAGGCCAGAAGUUGCACAAACCUCCAUCUCUGGACCCAGAUUCUCUUCUCGGCUGCAUGCUGAAUCAAGAACCUUCUGUCUACGACCCAAACAAUGGGCCCAAUUCCCAGUUUACUCUUGACAAGGCUUUCAGGGAUAGCCACGCCCUGCUCAGUGUCCCUGGGAACACCUGGCAGCCGUCAACCCCAAGCACUGUGGCUGAGGUAAAAGAGGAAGGUGUGGUAAAGGACAUGAUGGAAACCUUGCAACAGAUUAUUGGGGACAGCAGUAUCUGUGGCCUUCAGGGAUUUGAUGUGGAUGACUCUGUCCUGAAGGAGUGGGAGAGUGCUCUAAGCAAGUUCCACUACAACAACGAUACGGAAUUAAAUGAAAUCAUCACCAAUGACAUCCUCUCUUUUGUUGAGGAUGCACUUUUUAAGGAAAAUGGCGUUCAGUUGCCUGAACACCUCAAGAGCCAGGGACCAUUUGUUGAGGCGCCUGAGUGUCUUCCAGAGAUGCAGUUACAGAAUAACUUAGCUGCUAACCAGGAAUUCAUCUGCCAGGCAGAUAUGCUUGAUGGAUCCCCAGGUCGGGGUGGUUUCAUCGGAAUGAACAUCCAAGAUGGAUUGGAUGCCAGUAGCCCUGGAAAUGGGAUGGUGAAGCUCAACCAUAUGGGGCAACAGAUGCUACUUGGUGAAACAUUUGUCCAGUCAUUUGGACUGGAACAGACAACCCAGAAGAUGCCCAGCAAUAAUAACAUUAUGUUUAAUCCUUCUCUUGCCAUGCAGAGUCAACAGCUGACCCAAGCUGGGCUUGGUCUGCAAGGUGCCAUGCAAGAGAACGGAUUGAUUCCAUGUGGCCAGACAACCUUUCAGAGCGGAAACCAGCCCCAUCAUAACGCAAUGACUCUCCCUCUUCAAAGUCCUCUAUUGCAGGGCACUUCUGCCCAGCCAAUGGGCUUCCACAGCCAGAAUCCCCUUCCUCAACAACAGUCAAUCAAUCAGAACCCUCAGUGGGUGUCCGAUAACCUGCUGAACUCUUGCACCCGAAACGUUUCAGGCGUACAAGAUGCAGGACUGCACUCCGGCCCAACUACCCAACUACAAGGACAGUUUUCUCUUCACACUCAGAACGCUGCCAAUCCUGGACUGCCUGGCUGGCAGCAAUCCCAGCCUACCCCUCAACAGGUCUCCAAACCGUUUUCCAGUGGGCAACAGAAUAUGACGGGCUUCAUGGGUGAAGUGACAGACUUGAUUGCAGAACUGCUGCCGCACACAAACACACAAGGAUUUGGGUCUGGUUUCCUGCCCCAAACAACUGCAAAUGGCAUCUAUCCUCAGCAAGGAGAGAUCAUCAACAACAGCCUUCAUCAGAGCACCAACAGCUGCAUGUUCACAAACACUCCUCAACCCUCGGUGAAUGGGAUGCAUUAUGGUUCUGCAGCUCCGGGAUCUUCAGUGCCAUCCUGCCAGAGGGUUAAAGGACUGAUUAACCAGAGUCCUACACAAGCUUCCUGCUACUACCAAAGAGGUCCAAGCGAGUCAAUCGUGGGCUCGUCGGCUAUCCCACAAGAGGACACCAACAUCAGCCCCAUGGCCUGUCAAGUCCCACUUGGGUUAACGCCAGAAAACCUACUUGCUCAGCAGUAUCUCUCAUGCAACAGCCAGACACAGGUCGCAAACCAUCCUCUUGAGGAGAAAGGAACAUUCCAUUUUCCCACAAUGGCCAAUGGAAAUCCCUUCUUUGCCAAGAACAACCAAAACAACUGCUGUGACUAUUAGCGGUAGAUCCCACCCAACGCAGCAACUGACACAUCAACAGUGCAGUACCUGUUUCCAGAGGGAAAAAACGCAUAAAUCCAGCAACUUGUUUGUCCCUCGAGAGACAUGCAUCCACUUAUAAAGACACUCUCGGCUGAAAACCUACAAGACAUUGCAGCUUUUUAAAUUGCGAAUUUACCGCACUUUUUGUUUCUCUCCACACUUAUCUACUUAUUCACUUGCUCACAUCCUUUCUGAUGAGAAAUAUGCAGUAGCAGAAAGAACAUAUUUAUUUUUUAAAAAGCACGUCCUUUCGUCCCUGAUAGAUGUUGUUUUGCUUUUCCAUUCUGGCAAGAAAAAAGACUGAGAUAGCGAGUGGAGAAAGGGGAGGAAGGUGAGGUGUGUGACCAAGUGUGUGUGUGUGUGUGUGAGGUAGCCUAGAGUUCAUUUAUGAAGUAUGGAGAAGCAGCGGUGGAACCUUUUAAUUUGCAUGGGACGAGAUUCUGAGGAAAUAAAUUCCUAGUGCACACAAGAUGCUAUUUAUUGGGGUAAGUUUUGUUUCAAAAAGGGAAAGUGUGUCUCCUUAGAGAGAGCAACAGCCUCAGCCAGCACCUUUUAUUGAAGAAGGUGAAAUUGACCAUCUGUAGACCUGUUAUCAAUGCACUCCAUGUUUAAGACAUCAGUUUCUCGAAAGAAAUGAAUACUCUACUGAUGGCCUCUGUGGCACUAUUGGACUGUCACAUUGAUUUGUUGACUGCAAAAUUGUCCCAGAACUUCCCUGAAGCUCCACCUACCGCAAUUUGUGAAGUUGCCCAAGGCAAUUUUGGAUUUUUUAAAAAAAAUGGAAGAAAAUUGAUAGUCCCAAGAAAUAGGCCACUUGUUCUUUUACACAACACUUUUUCCAUUCAAGGACUAAAAACGAAACCGUAAUGUCUUUAGUACGGUAUGCUCUUGCCACCCUUUUAUGGUUGUGUUAACCAUAUGUUUCAUGUGUAUUACAAUAACUGAUAGUUAUCGCUUCUCAUUUAUUUGUAUUUUUUGUUUGUUCGCUUGUUUUAAAAAUUGCCUUUUGUACUUUUUUAUGCAUUUACUCGUAAUUAUGGAAAUGCCAUUGAGCCAUUUUUGUCUCCUUUUCAUUUGCUCAUUGCCCUCUUGCUCUCUAUUCGCUUCGAUGCUUUAACGUGGAAGAAUUCUAGGGAUUCUGAAAUCGUGUUGCGUGCCAUGAGAAUCACAGCAGUCAGCGUAUCCUGCCUCCAGAAGAAAAGGCGGAAUUGGAUUUCAGAGAGCGUAUUUUCAGAAGACGGAACAGACUAGUUAAAGUGAUUUUUUUUAGUUGAAGAGAAGAUUCGAUUUUUUUAUGGUCACAAUUGAAUUCUUUACUGAUCUAUCGCAUCUUUCUUGGUCAGUUAGGGGAUACUAAAAAGUUUAGAUAAAGAUAAAGUUUAGAAUAAAAACACAAUUCAGAGAAUGUGUUCAACAAUUUCUGUGAAUCGUUCGGAGAGUUCGUUUUGUGUAAAUCGUACACCUUAAAUUGAAUGCGAUUUACACUUUGUGCCUUAUUUUUGGAAGAAGUCGUUUGAUUCGAUUGUAUCAGCAUUGUGAAUGUGUAAAUAUACCAAAACAUACUUGUAUGAGAUUCCGCAGCUAUGGAAAUAUGACUCAUAAAUAAAUCGUUACCUACUUACUGAAAACCGUUUCGUAGAAACGUAUGUUUUCGACGACUUGAGAUUUCUCCCUGCAGUAAGAACAGAAAGUGUGAUGUGAUCAUGACAGCGAAGAUAUAGAGCCCUCAAAACUCAUGCACCCAAAGCCUUUUCCUUUCAUCUUCUGAAAUGGGAACGCCGUGUGCCUUCAUUUAUUUCUGCCCAAAGGAUAUUCCGCCUGUUUCCCUCCCGUAUUUACAUUUUUGAUGAAAUGAUCGUGGCUUGCAGAGGAGGAAAGGAAUGGAAACGGCAGCUAUAAUUGAAUCUGAGAAGCAGUGUUUUUAGGCUGUUGUUGUUGUUAGCAUGGACGGAAUCGACUUGUACGUAGCCUCCGAGUUCAAGAGUUACAUGACACAAAUUCUGCCCGUCUGUCUUCUGAAGUGCCUUAAAACAGCUUGAGAUUUGCUACUUUUUUUCUCUUUUGGUUUGGUUUGUACUGAAGGCUAAAGGUGUUGCUGGCUUUGAGGCGAUGUAAAUAAGACUGUUGUGUGUUUUAUUGCCAGAUGUCUGCUGGUUAAGAGAGGAGGUUAGGAAAUCACUCGAUGAUUGGUUAAUGGAUGCUGAUUGGUUCAUUUAUCUGCUGACAGACUGAUUACGCACAAAUAAUAGCAAUGUGUUUUGGUUUGCCCUGAUGUUCGUUUUCAUGCUUUAAAAUAUCUAGUACGCCAUGUCUCAACCAGGCAGGUAAAGCUCUUUUUGCGCUGGGUAGCUCCGUCCACAGUGCUGUAUAUUAAAUCAGUUGUUCUCAAAUGGUUUUGCUUCAGGACUCAGAUUUUACAGUGGGGUUUAUUGUACACGUUUUCAAUACAUGUUAAUAGCAUUAUGUGUUGGGAAUGAUGUUUGAAUAAAAUAGCACCUUAGUUUUGCUAAUUUCAUAGCUGGCAUUUUAUGUUUCUUUAAUACUUGCAAUUAAAUUUUCACACUUUGUGUGAAAUAAAAAAAAUUACGCUCAAGUAAAAAACUUUUUUUUUUUUUUUUUGCUUUGCUUGAUUAAAUACCCUUAAUUUAAUAAGAUGUUAUAAUAAUGUUUUAUAUGAAAUAGAAAUAAAAAAAAUAUUUUUUUUUUGCUACAGCAAAUGAGUGGCUGUUUAAAACGCAUUGUGGCGUCUGAGUCUUAAUUUUCCAGUCAAAACUUCGACCCACCAGUUGAGAACCACUGUAUUAAAUAGAGAUUUUGGAACUGAAAUUUUGUGUUUCAGUGAUCAUUGACAGAUGCCAGGUCGCUUGAAUCCUGCAUAUCUACUUAGGAAACUGUAUUAGACAGUUUCGUGUCCAAGACUUCUUUAAGGUGCUUGAAUAUUACUUCUUUUUGUCCAUUUGGUGGUCCAGAAACGAUCCUUUCUUUUCCUGUUCAUAGAACAGGUCAGAAGUGGAUGAAGCACCAGUGCAGGAUGAAUCGACUUCACUAACAGCAUUGAAAUCCCCCAGUGCCAAAAAAUCGUUCAUGCACCUUCUUAGGACGUCCUCCCCUUCACCACUAAACUACGAAUCCUUUAGGAAGAAAUCAUAGCACUUCAGAUGCCCUUCUCUUGCAUAAAGUCAUGUUUGCAAUGCCUCUCUAAAUGCAGUAUAUUUGUUGUAUGUUUGUUUCUUUGCUUGUGCACCCAGCAUUGUAAAUGCUUAUACGUGUUCUCUGUAUGUUAUUUUGUACAUUGUUCCGCACAACUGUAAAAUCUGUAUGCGUAAAUGGAUGUCCCACAAAUACAGGCUAUACACACACGCAUCUAUAUUAUAUAUAUAAAUAUCUAUAUAUAAAAUAUAGCUUUCGAUUGUUUUGUAUUUGUAUUAUCGAAUGAUUCAUUUUUGUUGUGCCUCUCAUUGAUAUCUUUAUAAUAUUAAAAGAGGGUCGAUGACUCAAUGGCUUUA